Molecule: messenger RNA, 492 nt
Organism: Marasmius oreades (fairy-ring Marasmius)
Lineage: Eukaryota; Fungi; Basidiomycota; Agaricomycetes; Agaricales; Marasmiaceae
Exons: 2
Coding region: 1-492 (163 amino acids)
Source: RefSeq, a predicted model, not a curated record
AUGAAAUCCACCAUAUGCGACAGCUGUAGAAGCGAUAUUCCCCUCAGAGUCCCAGUUCUCCCAAUCAAAAAUCACCUUUUCCGUUCAGACUACGUUCCCACCGGGGUCGAAGUCAACGAACACUCAAGAGCUCUCGAGGACGAGCGCAACCUUCUUGAGUACUGCGACCAGGAAAUCGUUCGUAUUUCCCAGCUACUCGGAGACCUGAAGAGAGAAAGAAAGCAUAUCAUGGAGCGUAUCCCCCUGCGAAAGACUUUCCUCUCUCCAACCCGUCGUAUCCCAGUCGAGAUAUGGAGGGGCAUUUUUUCGCUGGGGACUGCAAGGCCGUACACGCCAGCCCUUAUGAUCUACUACGUGUUUGUACCCACUGGAAUCGUAUCGUCACCAGAUUCUCUCAACUCUGGGCUUCUAUCUUCAUAUGCGGAGAUUUCAGCGAAGAUUUCUCCCGUCAUCUCCCCAAUCUUUUCCGGAAGUCUGGCAACACCCCCUUGA